AGAGAGAGAGAAACUGGAUUAAAGGCAGCCAGCAGAGACAGGAGGAAGAGGAGGAGGAGGUGGAGGAGGACCACAGGGAACAGUGUGGAGUGGACUACCUGAGUCCUGCAGAAACAAACCCUUGUGGAAGAACAAUAACAGUGACUACAGACUGUGGACGACAUCAGCUGUCGAUCAUGGCGGGUGAUAUGAUCCUGUUGAUGCGAGGCUUGGCUAAGCUGAGCCAGGCGGUUAUAGAGACCCAGAGCAACACCCUGCGAAGUGGGACAGUCCCGGGUGUCGGUGCCGCUGUGCAAAGCGUACAGUCGGCCGCUGAGCAAGGCCUCUCUGCAGCCAUGAUGAAAAUGCAGGAGCUUUCAGGCCAGGAGCAGACGUCCUCCUCAGAGUCUGACUUUGACUUUCCUCAGGAUGACAGGGCGUUCACGGAGUUUAGGGAAGAAGGUGUGGAUCCUACGAUAGAGGACAAGGAUGCAGCUGAUCCCAGAGCGGCAGCAGGAGGAAGCAACGCUGGUGGAAAACAGUCGUUAUUUGAGGGAUACAAAGACCCGAGCAAACAGUUCAGUGGGCAGACCAGAUCUUACCACCAGGACUCCAGGAGACACUUCAUGGCACACCAUCAUCUCUACAGCCACAGCUUGAAAAGACAUUUGUGGGCACAGAUGUACUGUCAGAACUCAGUCCGACAACUCAGGAGCUACCAUCAGGAUCCGUCCACGGUCGGAGGACUAACAGCCGAAGACAUCGAGAAAGCCAGAGAGAGCAAAAGGACUGAGGCUAAACCCCACAAACAGAUGUUGAGUGAGAGAGCCCGAGAGAGGAAAGUGCCCGUGACCCGGCUCAGCAGAUUGGCCAGUUUUGGAGGUCUGGCCGUCGGUUUGGGAAUCGGAGCAUUGGCAGAAGUCGCCAAGAAAACCAUCAGACACAAUGGUGUUGCAGGUGAAAAUAAGAAAGCUGUACUGGACUCCAGCCCGUUCCUGUCCGAAGCCAACGCUGAACGCAUCGUCAGAACGCUGUGCAAAGUCAGAGGAGCUGCGUUAAAACUUGGACAGAUGCUCAGUAUUCAAGAUGAUGCCUUUAUCAACCCCCAACUUGCCAAGAUCUUCGACCGCGUGAGACAGAGCGCCGACUUCAUGCCAAUCAAACAGAUGAUGAAAGCGCUGAACAGUGACUUAGGUCCGAACUGGAGGGACAAGCUGGAGUCAUUCGAGGAGCGUCCCUUUGCAGCGGCGUCCAUCGGCCAGGUUCACCUCGCAAGGAUGAAGGACGGCAGGGAGGUGGCCAUGAAAAUACAGUACCCCGGUGUGGCCCAGAGCAUCAACAGUGAUGUCAACAACCUGAUGACGGUGCUGAACAUGAGCAAUGCCCUGCCUGAAGGUCUGUUUCCAGAACAUCUGAUAGAUGUGAUGAGGAGAGAGUUAGCUCUUGAAUGUGAUUAUAUCAGAGAAGCUCAGUGUGCAAAGAAAUUCAGGGAGCUGUUGAAGGACCACCCAUUCUUCUACGUACCAGAGGUGAUAGAGGAGCUGAGCAGCACCCACGUCCUGACCACAGAGCUGGUCCCCGGUUUCCCCCUGGACCAGGCAGAGAGCCUCACACAGGAACUAAAGAAUGAGAUCUGUCUGAAUAUCCUGACGCUGUGCCUCAGAGAGCUGUUUGAGUUCAGGUACAUGCAGACCGAUCCAAACUGGUCCAACUUUUUUUAUGACCCACAAACACACAGGGUGGCACUGUUGGACUUUGGAGCCACAAGAGGGUUUGAUCAGAGUUUCACAGACGUCUACAUAGAGGUAAUCCGUUCAGCUGCUGAAGGUGACAGAGAGGGAGUUCUGAAGAAAUCUAUAGAGAUGAAGUUUCUGACAGGUUAUGAGUCCAAGGCUAUGGUGAACGCCCACGUGGAUGCUGUGAUGAUCCUCGGCGAGGCCUUCGCAUCCACGGAGACCUUCGACUUCGGCUCUCAGUCCACCACAGAACGUAUUCACAACCUGAUCCCGGUGAUGCUCAAACACCGGUUGACCCCGCCUCCAGAGGAGACCUACUCGCUCCACCGUAAAAUGGGCGGUUCCUUUCUCAUCUGCUCCAGGCUGAACGCCAAGCUACAGUGUAAGGGGAUGUUCCAGACUGCAUACGAGAAGUACUGGGAAGGCCGAACCAGGCCCUCUCCUUCAGCCUAAGCCCACGUGUGACGAGACGUGACGGACAGGACUUGGGGCCAAAAGCAAAGUGCCCGUCGGUGAUGAGAUCAGAGAGAAACGAUCGGAUCAUCAGUUCGGUUGGUCGCCGUGUUCCCUGUUGUUAACUGAUCACCGAGCGCAAACGUAUCUUUCCCUCCACAAUGAAAUCUUUAAAGACACUAAGAAAUAUUUGCAGCCGAAAAGUGUGAAGAAGGGAGCAGAAACAUGGCAUUAACAGUGCUUUAAGUACAGUCUGGUACUUUUAUACGGCUCCGAGACGACAGACCGACAGCCUUGUUCAGAUGUAAAAUGAAUGUAAAACCAAUAUGAUCUCAUCUCUGAUUUUAAGAUGAUUCUUCUAUUUUCUUUGUAUUGCUGUGUGUUGUUAAAGAUUUGUAUAAUAUUUCCAGUCAGGCAUCUGCCAGACGUGUCAAGGGUGGGAAUAUGUAAAAGUUGGAACUCUCUAAAUACGGAGGUUAAUACAGUAGAUAGGCUGUAUCAGUCAGUGUUAGACAGGACCAGCAUGAGAGGGUAACAGCAAUGAUGUGCUUCUGUUGCUUCAUCCAAUCAUCCUCUUAAACCCAUGAGCAUAUUGUAAUUAAGGUGCAGUAUUCAUGUGUAAAAGAUGCCAGGUGAUCAAAUUCAUGUUACUUUAGUGUCUGCGUAGUUUAUCUUCUGUAUCGUGUAGCCAUUUGUUCAUACUCUGCUGCUUCACUUCAGAUUUACUUGGUAUUUUAUAGGUUAUCAGCUUCAUUUUGUGGCAUACGAGUGUUUCAGUCUUAACC
Molecule: messenger RNA, 2953 nt
Organism: Sphaeramia orbicularis (orbiculate cardinalfish)
Lineage: Eukaryota; Metazoa; Chordata; Actinopteri; Kurtiformes; Apogonidae
Product: atypical kinase COQ8A, mitochondrial-like
Exons: 17
Coding region: 177-2168 (663 amino acids)
Biological process (GO): ubiquinone biosynthetic process
Source: RefSeq, a predicted model, not a curated record